This is a messenger RNA of Haliaeetus leucocephalus (bald eagle), 3475 nucleotides long. RefSeq names its product calpain 7 (gene CAPN7). The transcript is spliced from 22 exons. Gene Ontology annotation, biological process: proteolysis. The coding region runs from base 603 to 2912 and encodes 769 amino acids. The record is from RefSeq and is a predicted model, not a curated record. Gene Ontology annotation, molecular function: calcium-dependent cysteine-type endopeptidase activity. NCBI's taxonomy places the organism in Eukaryota, Metazoa, Chordata, Aves, Accipitriformes, Accipitridae.
GCUGGAUGCGGUGAAGUUCGCGCAGCUGGCAGUGCAGCGGGACCAGAGCGGGCGCUACCAGGAAGCGGUCUUCUACUACAAGGUGGGAACAAGUACUGGCUGUGCGCUGCUGUUUACUGGCGGGCUUAGGGGUGGCACUGCAGCUACAGUACUUGGAAAGCGGCUACGGGCACUUCUUCCAGCUGCUGGAGGCACAAGCCCUUCGGUGCUUCUCGGGAAGCUUCGUCGUAACCUAGCUAAAAAUGUCUCUGCCCCGGUGGUUCUCCACUUUCAUUCCUGGCCUGUCCCCUACCCCCAUCAGGCCUGAAAGACUGUUCAGUUUUAUGUUGGAGAUGUAAGCGCAGCACAUUUUGGAGAACUGCAAGUGGGCAUACUGCAGCUCUUGAGUACGCAGCUGGAAACAACUCUCUUGUAUAAUCAUUUGUCAAAUAAGUAGAGAAGUACAUGGUGAAAUACCAGAUGCUCAGCAGUGAGCUGGCUUCAGAUCACAAGCUACGAGUAACGUGUUUUUAACUACAUGUGAAUAUUCUUUCUACUAGGGAUCUGGUUUUAUUAUUUCAAUACAGCUUCAGGAAGCUGCACAAGCCUUGAUUUAUGCUGGGAUGGCAGGGUCCAACCUGGAAAAUAUUCAAGAAAAAAUAAAUGAGUACUUGGAGAGAGUUCAAGCUCUCCAUUCAGCAGUUCAGUCGCAGAACACAGACCCUCUGAAGUCAAAACAACAGUUGGACUUGGAGCGUGCUCACUUCCUAGUUACACAGGCUUUUGAUGAAGAUGAUAAAGGCAAUGCAGAAGAAGCUGUAGAGUUGUACACAGAAGCGGUGGAACUCUGUUUGAAAACAGCUACUGAAACUUCAGAAGCAGGCCUCCAGUCAAAACUGAAACAGCUGGCUCGACAAGCACUGGAUAGAGCAGAGGCACUGAAGGAAUCUGUGUCAAAGUCAUCUCAGAAGGAGAAGUCAACUGCAGCUAAACCAAAUCUGCCAGUCAGAACAUUCUUUCCACUGGGACCUGAUUUUUCUUUAAAUGAUAAACCACAGACAAUCAGAGCAGUACAAGCUAGCGAAUCUCAAGGUCAGAGAUACACUGCAGAGGAGAUUGAAGUGCUUAGAAAGACUUCAAAAAUUAAUGGCAUUGAAUAUGUACCUUUCAUGAGUGUUGAUCUGAGGGAACGUUUUGCCUUCCCUAUGCCAUUUUCUGAUAAAUAUGGGAAGUUACCAUUAUCCCCCAAACAGAAAGCAAUGUUUGCCAAGUGGGUGCGACCAGAUGACAUAACAAAUAACCCUACAAUGAUUUAUACUGUAUCAAGUUUCAGCAUAAAGCAGACAAUAGUGUCAGAUUGUUCUUUUGUGGCAUCGCUAGCUAUCAGUGCAGCAUAUGAAAGAAGAUAUAACAAAAAAUUGAUCACAAGUAUAAUUUACCCUCAGAAUAAGAAAGGAGAACCAGAAUAUAAUCCGUGUGGCAAAUACAUGGUGAAGCUUCAUAUCAAUGGUGUACCUAGAAAGGUAAUCAUAGAUGACCAGUUACCUGUUGAUCAUAGUGGGGAACUUCUCUGCUCUUACUCUAACAAUAAGAAUGAAUUAUGGGUAUCACUAAUAGAAAAGGCUUACAUGAAGGUCAUGGGAGGAUAUGAUUUUCCUGGAUCAAAUUCUAAUAUUGAUCUCCAUGCACUGACUGGUUGGAUACCUGAAAGAAUUGCUAUGCACUCUGACAAUCAAGCUUUCAAUAAAGAUAGUACUUUCAGAAUGCUUUAUCAGAGAUUUCACAAAGGAGAUGUCCUUAUCACAACAGCAACAGGGGUGAUGUCUGAAGAGGAAGGAGAAAAAUGGGGUUUAGUUCCAACCCAUGCGUAUGCAGUCUUGGAUAUAAGAGAAUAUAAGGGACUUCGAUUUCUUCAGUUGAAAAAUCCCUGGAGCCACUUACGUUGGAAGGGACGAUACAGUGAAAAUGACACAAGAAACUGGACCCCAGAUUUACAAAAAUACUUGAACUUUGAUCCACGAACAGCUCAGAAAAUAGACAAUGGCAUUUUCUGGAUUGCCUGGGAGGACCUGUGCCAGUACUAUGAUGUUAUUUAUUUGAGUUGGAACCCAAGUCUUUUUAAAGAAUCUACGUGUAUUCACAGUACUUGGGAUGCAAAGCAAGGUCCAGUGAAGGAUGCCUACAGCCUGGCUAAUAAUCCUCAGUACAAGCUAGAGGUCCAGUGUCCACAAGGUGGUGCUGCCGUCUGGGUUCUGCUUAGCAGGCACAUCACAGAUAAGGAUGACUUUGCACACAAUCGGGAAUUCAUUACAAUGGUUGUAUACAAGACUGAUGGCAAAAAAGUUUACUAUCCAGCUGAUCCUCCUCCAUAUAUUGAUGGUAUUCGGAUCAACAGUCCUCAUUAUCUGACCAAGAUAAAGCUGACCUCUCCAGGGCCCCAUAUAUUUACCUUAGUGGUGUCUCAGUAUGAGAAACAAAACACCAUCCAUUACACCAUCAGGGUGUAUUCCUUGUGCAAGUUCACCUUUUCCAAGAUUCCUACACCUUAUACCAUUUCCAAACGGGUUAAUGGACAGUGGAAAGGUCACAGUGCUGGAGGAUGUGGAAAUUUCAGAGACACCUACAAAAAUAACCCCAUUUACCAAUUCCAGCUGGACAAGAAUGGACCAUUACUAAUUGAACUACGGGGACCAAGGCAAUACAGUGUUGGUUUUGAACUCAUCACAGUCUCGACAGUAGGAGAUCCUGGUUCCUAUGGCUUUCAGAAAAAGAGCAGCGGUGAUUACAGGUGUGGAUUUUGCUACUUGGAAGUGGAGAACAUAUAUGCUGGAGUUUACAACAUUAUCCCCACCACAUUCCUGCCUCAACAAGAGGGUCCUUUUUUCUUAGAUUUUAACAGUGCUACUUCUCUUAAGGUGUCACAGCUGCAGUGAGGAGACAGAUCGGUGCAUUACUGUUUAAGGAGGUGGUUUUGAUCUGUCCUACAGUCUGAGAACAGGUGAAUAACUCUUACUACACAUACGCAUAAAAGAAAAUUACAUUCUAAGUUAGAACCAAAAGCAUGGAAUCACUGAUUUACCAGUUAAUUGUGGUAGACAGCUGUGGUUUUUGCUGCUGUGGUAUUGGACUGAGCACUGUUCAACAGGCUUGUGAACAGGCUAAAAUACUUAAAUUCAAAUGAACUGGCAGAACUCCAUUUAUUGCAAUUUUUCCACACUUCAAAUCAAAGCCUAGUGAGUUAAGAGAAAAACUAACAUUGAAAGUCUCUUCUCCCAAAAUACAGGGUAUAUAGGUUUAAGAUUUUAUUCUUAAAAGUAAACAUGUAAGAAAAAAUUUCUGCGUAUUCUGCUUAUUCAGUCUCAGGACCAAAUAGCUUUUACUACGUAUUUGUGCUGCUAUCUUGAAUGUUUUCACCACUGAACUAGUUCUCACAUCUAAAUGUAAAUUUAUUACUGCUGAGCACAUAGUAUUCCAGACUAGCAUGUUCAGCUUAUCU